AUGUCUCAGGAAUACCCUCCGGUCGAGACCUCUGCUGUUAACAAGGACUUUGGCCUAGAAUUUCCUGGGAACCAAUACGAUUUUGAAGCUCAACAUCAAACAGCAUCGGACGACGGAAGCGCACAAUGGAAUUCUAAUAGUGGCAUCACCAUGUUCACCUUUCGCGAAGACUGGGCCCCAAGAACAGAAGGCAGUGAUCUGGAUGAUGUUUUUGGGUACGGAAACAACAACGUUCAGCAUCAACAUAGCGCUACCCGAAGGACUGAACUGGCACUUGAGCAACUGGUAGCACAGCGUGUCCCAUACAUACCAGAUCCGCCUUAUCAGUUAUUCCAAGAGCCUACCAGCUUUGGGGGUGCCCAGAAAAACGCAUCCGAUGCGCGCGCUCAAGAUUAUCGGUGGUGUGCAACGCUCAAUCCGCAUGAACACACUCAAACUACUGAAAUUGCUUCAGCGCGAGGUGGUACCUGUGAAUUGGUGUUCCGUAGUCUUGCGGAGGCAAAGAAAGCCAUGCUUUCCCGCCAUCUCGAAAAAGCUUGGUUCGCGCCAAUUGGUGACAGUACAAUUCCGACUAAUGAUGAAGAACGAGCUACAUAUGUUGCCGAACUGUUGGACGCAAUGAAAGAUACUUCGGCAUGCUCAGACAAGCGCGAGACACCCGCGUUCAUGAGCCGCUGGACUCCUAAUGCUAUUAACGCGCCAAAUUCAACACAUAUGGAGAAGGUCUGUUGGCAGCUUGUUGAUGUCGCUGAACGUUUGCACAUCGAUGGUCCAGCGUCGCUUCCGAUCUAUGACAAGCUGGCGCUUGCAAUGGCCCGAAAAUCACGCUAUCUUACCUUUGGACAACGCAUGAGUCAUCUCAGUGCGCUGUUACGAUUAUCCAAGUACCGCUGUUUCUCGCUACUCAAGGUUGCAUCGCCAGCCCAGCGAUGUUCAGGCACCAUCGUAAACUGUGUACAAAACAGUAAGCGUCAAGAAUUUAUCAAGGAAGGACGACCGGUUUGGAAGGACAAGAACGGUGCAGCCAACAAAAAGAUACAAUCAGUGCCGGUGAACAACGACGAGUAUAUUAGCUCAGAGGUUUCGAGUUUGGACAUCGCAGUGGGCCAAGCGCACACUGAAGAUGCUCACCAGGAUAUACCAGUGUCUGUUCAUUCCCCCUCACCUGCGCCCACAACCGAUACACACCAUACUCAUAUUUUUUCUGUCAAUCAUAGAACAACUUCUUACCGAGACUCCCACCUGGACGAAAUUCAUGGCGACUCUGAGCAAGGUAAUAUUGUCACAGGACGGUACGAAGGCAACCGCCAUGUCAGUGACAGUUUGUACAAUGCCAGCCACACACCCCGCUCAAACCACGCAGGUGUUUGUUAUCUUCACCCUGGCGACGUUCCGAGUUCCUCCCAAGCACUGAAGCGCACUGCCAGAGAUGCACAACUCGAUAAAGAUUCAUGCCCACCUGCUCAGCGCCCACGCUUCGACUAUUUAGUUGAUCGCUCAUAUCAGGUAUAG
This is a messenger RNA of Alternaria burnsii, 1512 nucleotides long. RefSeq lists its product as uncharacterized. The coding region runs from base 1 to 1512 and encodes 503 amino acids. The transcript is spliced from 2 exons. The record is from RefSeq and is a predicted model, not a curated record. Lineage: Eukaryota; Fungi; Ascomycota; Dothideomycetes; Pleosporales; Pleosporaceae.